This is a messenger RNA of Pichia membranifaciens NRRL Y-2026, 873 nucleotides long. RefSeq lists its product as hypothetical. Lineage: Eukaryota; Fungi; Ascomycota; Pichiomycetes; Pichiales; Pichiaceae. The record is from RefSeq and is a predicted model, not a curated record. Bases 98 to 838 code for a protein of 246 amino acids. The transcript has a single exon.
CGCGUAACAACUUGCAUGAAAAAGCUCAACAAGACUUUCAUCAGAACUUAACAGGAACUCCUUGCGGUUGGAUAAUCGUUUAGUCAGGGAUCUGCAUAUGCUGAUCGGUCAAAUGGAAAAUAGUAAAGGUGACUAUGUGCAGAAUCGAGACGGAAAAGGCAAAAGCACCUUAUUUAGAAAGGAAUUGGCUCUACGAGAGUCUAGCCAUGUAAAUAAUAUAAAGGCUAACCAAUCGCCUGGCUUUGACAUACAACAACUUGCAAUGAAAGUGGACAGAGUGAAAAAGAAAAGUCGAUUUCAAGAUGAAAACACGGAUAGACUGACUCUUUUACUGAAAAGUCACGUCCAUAGAAUUCAGAAAAAGGGUCAUGACGGCGCAGAUGUUCUGAAGACCUUGAAUCAAAUAAGGGAAAAGUCGAAGCAGACAUGUUCGAAUUUUGGAAUUGAUAGAUAUCCAGCAUCAGCCCUUCGACCUGCAAAUUGGGGAUCGGGAGCUAAGAAUGAAGGCUUAAGCCUCAAACUUCAAAGAAUUGUUGAAAAAGCUAGAGCAGAUACCUCGCACGCCAUCCAAAAGGUGGAUUCUACGGAUACGAGCUCUCUGCUGUUCCUGGGGGUUGUGAAGCGUGUCCAGAUGUUGAGUAAAUCACUGAAGGUUCUUGAGGUUGUACCAAAGAGUGGAGAAAGCGAGAUUUGUUUCAAGGUUGGAAUAGUGUGUUUAUGGAAUGAGUGGGUAGAAGUAGGAGAAGAUGAUAACAUAGUAUUUCAGGAUUUGGAUGUCCCCAGUGUUGACGAUGAGAUGCAAUGGUCUUUCAAAUGGAAGAAGGUGGUUGGCUCGUAGGUUAGAGGCGGCUUUAUGUGACUAUUAAAAAGUGU